Messenger RNA from Perkinsus marinus ATCC 50983, 246 nucleotides. RefSeq lists its product as hypothetical. The transcript has 2 exons. NCBI's taxonomy places the organism in Eukaryota, Perkinsozoa, Perkinsida, Perkinsidae. The record is from RefSeq and is a predicted model, not a curated record. The coding region runs from base 1 to 246 and encodes 81 amino acids.
AUGAGUGCUGAUGAUGAUGGUAGAUGUGAAGAUAUUGCCGUACCAACCCUAAUCAUACAUGCUGUAGAUGAUCCUGUUAUACAUGUUGAUUCAGCUGGUCCAAGGUUCAAGGAUAUCAUUACCCCUACUGGUGGUCAUGUUGGUUGGCCUCAAGGAUGGUUACCAUGGACUCAGGGCUUCGGAUGGAUAUCUAAUACGGCCCUUGAUUUUGCUGAGACAGUUGCGGCUGAUAAGUAUGCUGAUUGA